CCGAGGACUCGGCUCCUCGUGUGGUGCGAUGAGUUGGAAAAAGACAGAGAGGCAUCGAGGAAGGACUCGAGCGUGAGGGCUGCGAUUUUACAGGGGUUUGGGAUCCGAUCUGGAACUGCAGCUGCAACUCGGAUUUUUUUUUUUUUUUUUUUUUGCCCGUCGGAGUGAGCCAACGUGUGAGGAUUACCGGGAGCGAUGUGAAAUCGGAAUCAGAAUCGCGUCUGCAGCCAAGAGCGGAUGCUGCCCGGGGUGGACUAUAAGGAGAGAGCGCGCCGAGCUCAGGAUUAAAAGAUCAUUUGGAAGUCGCCCUGUCAUGGAUUCGACCGAAUUUACUCAAUCUCCCAAGGGAGCCAAACCAAUAACAGACAACUUUUUCAAGAUGCAAUUUCCUUCCAAUCCCUGAAGGCAAAAUGACCUGACAAGCUGAAACUAUGUGGGAUUUGAAGCCUCUGAUAACAAACCAGUGCUAUCCAGAUCUUUCUUCAAUAAUUAAAAGUGAAUUGACAGCAUUUUCUGCAGGUCCCUGUACAGUGGAGGAACCUUGGUCUAAAUGGGUCCAGUCAUGCCUCCCAGCAAGAAGCCCGAAGGCUCGGGUAUUAGUGUGUCAAGCGGACUGAGCCAGUGUUACCCGGGGAACACACUAACCAAGGAGUUGCAAGAAGCCGAGGAAAUGGACUUGACGAGCAGUUGCUUACCUGCUGGCCGUGCAGACAAAGCCAACGUGGAGGACGAGGAGCUGACAAACCUGAACUGGUUGCACGAAAGCAAGAACCUGCUCAAAAGCUUUGGGGACACGGUGUUACGGAGCGUCAGCCCUGUUCAGGAUGUCGAUGAGGAUACACCCCCCUCCCCUGCUCAUUCUGACCAGCCCUAUGAUGCCAAGCAGAACCCAAACUGCAAACCUCCCUACUCAUUCAGCUGCCUCAUAUUUAUGGCCAUUGAGGACUCACCCAGCAAACGCCUGCCAGUCAAGGAUAUCUAUAACUGGAUCCUAGAACAUUUCCCAUACUUUGCCAAUGCUCCUACUGGCUGGAAAAACUCUGUUAGACAUAAUCUGUCAUUGAAUAAAUGUUUCAAGAAGGUAGACAAGGACAGAAGUCAGAGUAUUGGGAAAGGCUCUUUAUGGUGCAUAGACCCAGAAUACAGACAGAAUCUUAUUCAAGCAUUGAAAAAGACACCCUACCAUCCUUACUCCCACGUUUUUAACACGCCUCCAACGUCCCCACGGACCUAUCAAAGCACAUCAAGUCCACCGCUUUGGCCAGCAAGUGCAUUCUUCAAAAGAAAUGGAGCCCUACAGGAUUCUGAUAUUGAUGCAGCCACUGCCAUGAUGCUGCUGAAUACUUCCCCUGAGGUGAAAGGAGCAGAAUAUCCUGUGGGAGUAAUACCAAAUGGAGGUCGGGCAUUCAGCCGAGGCCCAUUCAUUGGGAUAAAGCCACUGCCAAUUAACAGCAUUGGAAGCAUGGCCGCUGCAGUAAGGGAAGCUCUUGGCACCUCCCUCCGGCAACCCGGCCGAGAUUGGGAACACAGCAUAUGGGGGAUUGCAAGCAACGUAUAUUCACAGUGGAACGGAAUUGCAAACUGCCGGAUGCGGACCGACAGCGAGCAGUCGUGUGGCUCUCCGGUGGUGAGCAGUGACCCCAAGGAGGAUCACAAUUACAGCGUGGCCAAAUCUUCCAACCACCGCAGCUCCUCCCCCAACAGCGACUCCACCUCCUCCUCCUCCUCCUCCUCCUCUGCCGACGAUCAUUACGAGUUCGCGGCCAAGGGCAGCCACGAGGGGAGCGAGGGCAGCUACCACAGCCACGAGAGCUACAGCGAGGCCGAGGAGGAGGAGAAAAAGCACAGCAGAAAGGAGAGCAAGGACUCGCUGGCCGACAGCGGGUACUUAUCGCAGCACAAGAAGCGGCAACAACAGCUGACUAAAACAAAAAAAACUCCGAGCGACACACUGCCCCUUAAAAAGAGGCGCACGGAAAAGCCACCCGAGAGCGACGACGAGGAGAUGAAGGAGGCGGCGGGCUCGCUGCUGCACUUGGCGGGGAUCCGAUCCUGUCUGGAUAACAUCACAAACCGCACUUCAAAAGGGCAGAAAGAGCAGCAGCAUUCAGCGAAAAAUUAGGACCGUCAUGUACAGACAGCCUCUUUUAGGACUGUUGGCAGAAAUGUAUUUUCUUUCAGCGCGUCAGGUGAAUUAUAAUAAUUUGUGGCAAUAUCAACAAUCACUUUGUUUUCCUAUCUUUCGACGACUCCCCACCUUCCUGAGUUUUUUUUUAAAAAAAACAAGUUUUUGUUUAAGGAGAUUGAAGCCAUAGCAAAACUUUACUGACACUCAGAUAAUUUGUAAAAGCUUUUCAUUGACUGACAACGAAAGCCAAAAUCACUGCACCUUUUUCUCUCUUUGUUUCUCUUUUCUUUUCCUUGCUCGCUCUCUCUCUUUCCCUCUCUCUCUCUCUCUGUUCAUUCUUUUGGCCUGAUUUAUACUGGUGCACCCAGAGCUGGUUACAAUUGACAGCAGUGGGAGUUUGCAGAAGAGAAUCUAUGGUUUAGAUUUCCCUGAUGGUCUAAACAGGGGACGGGAUGCAUUGGUGAGAGAUGUGGCCAUAUGGAAUGUCUACAGAGCCUAAACAGCACUAUGCUCACAGCCAUCUCGUGGCAAUCGUAACAAUACAAGAGACACACCGCUGAAGAUUGCGUGGGGGUUGGGGGGGGUGUUGAUUGGAGGUAAUUGCACUUAGAUACCCCGCUUUGGGGGUGGGUUUGAAGAUAUAGCGGUUGGCCACAGUUAUCGGGUCAAAGAAAACGGAAAAAAAAGUGAAAAUGUUCUGUUUAAGAAGAGAGAGAAAGAGAGAAACAAAGUCCUGCCUUCAGCCAACCCUACAUAUUUCUGUCUUCGUAAAACCACAUCCAAGCCAUAUGCCUGAUGGAUGGCACCAGUGCGUGUGUGGGGGAAAGAGAACCACUGCCUACGUGAGGACAUGAAUGAGAGCAAUCAAGUCUUGCGAGGGAAUGUGCGACGGACGACUUACCGAGUGAUCGUGGUACCAAUCCUUUCUUCAGAUCAAAGCAAGCGCAUCGCGAUCUAGCCGUUACGAGGAACUUCAGAACACAAAACGAGAAGAAAACACACAGACGCACACACAGACAGACACAAUGAUGAGAAGCUCUCAAGCCUGCCAUUAGUAUUAUUCUGAAAAAAAAACAGAAUUGGUGAAAAGCGAUAACCGUGAGCUCCUCCACUGCCCUGGAACUGGAGUAACACAGUUUUUCUCAAGUCAGAACCGUGUAUAAUAUGAAUAAUAAUAUGAAUAAUAAUAAAAAAAGACAAUUGAUUUUGGAAUAUAAUCAACAUUAGCCAGCAAAGGAUUUAUCCAAAUCCAUGUUGCAUGGGUUCUUUGAACAAAAACGUCGUUUUUUUAUUCAAAGACAAAAACAAGUUCAUGUAAGGUAAAUAAUGUAUUUAGCAUGAGCAUGAAUUAUUUUCAUAUAAAUAUAGAAAAUAGAGAAAGGCUAUGCCUCUAAUUUUUAAACCCUUAGACCUAGGUUUUUUUUUGAAGCAGGUGAUAAGGUUUAACCUUUUUUUCAGGGAAAAAAAUACUGACUGUUGGGGAACUUACUCUGCAAUAUGAAGACUUCAAAUUUCUGGUAGGGCUGUGGAUGGUUGAAUAUACUGCCUUGUCUGCACAUUCGGGCCCCGCUACAGGCUUUAAGGUAUAGAGGACAUUCUAGUAGUUUCCCUGUAUAGAGUACGGGGCAAGAGGGGAGAGAGAAUGUAUGUCUCCCCAACCCCACCCACCCACCACCACACCGGUCAGUGGUGAGUGUGCAUGAUUUAUCAAGCUUCCUCAAAUUAAAGCGCGGAAUAUUUGGGUGUAAUGAUGGAUUGAAUUAUCAAUAUUAUAUAUUGGCAAUGCAUCAUUAAAUGGCACCUGAAAGUGCUGCUCAUUUAGAAUCAGAAGAAUGGUCGAUUUCGCCUUUUUUUUGGAAUUCAAUCCUGUGCUGUCAAUUUUUAAAUAAAAAGGUGGGAGAGGACAGGAGAGCAACUGGCUAAACCCCGGUUACUUUGACAUUGGCAGAAGAGAGAGAGUGUGUCAGAGGUUAUGUUUUUUAUUAUUUAAUCAAAUCUUUGUACAUCCGCGGAGAUGGGAAAACUGCACAAUCAGUGGGAUUGGUGAAUGCCCACAAGUCAUUCUUGGAUAUUGCCUGACCGACCUGUAGUGUGGACGGAGCCCAUUCCUGCGUAUUCACGCACUGUAAACACGUUCAUUCACACUCACUGCUCGACCAUUCCUUCUGGAAGUUGUGAAUCAUGAGACAGAACCCACUUUCCUUUGGCCUAUGUAAACAAGAAUUGAGAAUCACAGAAAAUCGAGCUCUCCCCUUUCCCCUCUCCCCUCCGUUUCCUUUCCCCUCUCCCCCUCCUUCACUCCUUUCCUCCCCUCCCCCCCAAAAAUGCCUUAUUUAAUGGCAACGGCCUUUGUAAAAAAAAAUCCAGUUUAAAUUCUAUAAUGUAACAGUCACAUACACAAAAAAAUGGCAGCGGUUUUUUUGCAGAGAUAUUAUCUUGGGCUGCAUUUGUAGAAUGCAGUGAAACUUUGUGAUCUGGCUGAGAGCAGUUUAAAAGUAUUAAUUAUUGUUUUGAUUUUAUUUUUUAAAAAGAAAGCCUCGUUAGCAUUAGUAAAAGGGAUACUGUCUUUUUUAAACACAGAAAUUGGGUAAUUUACUACGGAGAUGGGUUGUUUGUGCAAAUAUGUGAUUUUUACUGUGAAGGUUCUUUUUUUUAUUAAAAAAAAUCAUGUGCACCGUUGAUAUUAUAUGGCGGUCAGAGAUCUGCAAUGUCGAGAAGGAGAUGGGAGAGGAACGGACUUGAAAUUCCGAAAAGAAGCAAAGUGUUGUUAUCUGAGCUGGCUUUGACCUCAACAGUGAUGUGUUAGAAUUUGGCAACUGCCCAAACCUUAGCAAGCAAGCUACAUUUCCCUCCCUCAGUUAGCCAUUUCGUACCAUAGGACAAAGUGGAAGAUCACUAGAACAUCCUGGGUUCCAAAGUGUGCAGGGAGCAGAGGCACCUUUCUCACAAUGGGAAACAAAUGCAUUGGCCUCUACAGAACAACCAAAGUCACCUUCCUUCUCGCAUUGAGUUGUCACUUAACCCGCUCUAGUGUACUCUGAUAACUUCACCUUCUCAUGUUGAACCAUAUAGAUGAGGAUUCCAACAUGGAAUUCCUCUUGUACCCUACUAAGAUGCUGCUGGUUUAGAUGCUGGAGCAGAGUUUCUUGUGUGUGUGUGUGUGUGUGUGUGGCAUCAAACCUGUUUUGCUUUGCUUCCAUUUGAUGUGGUCCAUGAAUGGGCUAUCCCUAUUGAUUGGAUGAUCACCCUCUCCUUCCAGUGAUGUAUAUCCAUGACCAAUGGUCAAUAAUCAUGCUUAGUGGCUUCAACCUUUUAAUAGCUGGGAAGACUGAUGAAAAUAGCUGUGUGGAGUUUCUACCUCCAGUUCCUUUUAUGAAGCACAUCUCUAUUUGGAAAGUGCUUCGUCUGUACAAGGCACUCGGGUUGGGUCUUAUGCCCAAAUAGAGGCUCGUCAACAGGAUUGAACUCAGGAACAGCCUAGAUGUUACAAGGAUCUUUGGUUUAAAGCUGUUCAAAGCUUUAUCUAAGCAGACCAUGCCACUGUGGUGAAAUAUGAAUAAACUCGGGCCAUAAUAUGCAAGUUCUCCUUCCCCCAUUAAUUUCCAUUCCAGGUGUCUCCAUGCCAUUGACCCUAUAUGGAUGAUGGUCUGGAGAUCCUUCAAAGCCUCUUUACUGGAAAAGCCACCCCUGAGAUUCAGUCCAUGUGAGUAGAUGCUUCCAAUUUGGGAAGUUGUCAGCCUUCGGAUUGCUGCUGUGGGGAAAGCUAUCCUACAGCAUGGAAUCGCUGAUGGAGAAAACAUGUUAUUUUCCUUAAUUAAAGUCUCAUUCAUUGAGCCGACUUAACUUGAUGCACCAAUCACUCUGGGGUUCCUUUGCUCCAGAUCAGAUUCCAGUUCAGCUGGGCAUUUGCCAACUUAGCUUGUAAUCUUGAGUGCUCAGAAAUUCAACUUUUAGAGUGCAGGUGAAGGAUUUACCCAUUGGCUAUGUACCAUGACAAAAGCAAAGCUUUGCAUUAAGAGCACGAGGGAAAUGGAGCUUGAUCUGGCUGUUAAUGAGCUUCUUUUGGUUAAUAAAGAAUUGGAAACGUAACAGGAUGUGCCAAGGUAUCAAAUGAAAUCACCUAGAGGCGUUUGUAUGAUUUAUUUCCCCCCCCCCAGCCUUAUCCUAUGGUAUGCUGAGGAGCACUUCAUUCAAAGUAUGAGGACUACUGCGCCUAAAGUUCAGUAAACUACCUUUAUAGCGAUACAAGAGGCCAAGUUUGUUUGUUUUGAUAUUUGAUGAUAUGAAAACUGCCAUGUUCUUGUUUUGUGAGGAGAAAAAACUAUUGACUACUUUUUAAGUUUUCCUUAUUUCUUUCGCAAUGCGAGCAGUCAGAAGGCACGUGCAAUCAGCCAACCUUCAAGAAAUCUGUUAAAGUCGACACAGAGGCAUACUUGCAUUCUACAUUUCCUUGAUGUGUAAUCAUUUUGCCAAAGACAAAAUAUUCAUCAAUUGUAAAUAUCACUUGUCCAUUAUAUGAAAAAAACUUUUCUUGAACCUACCAUAAAGUUUCUGUGAUGUAUUGUCUUCCAGUCGCAAUAAAAAAUUACAAGUUGCAUCAAUUGAAAACAAAAA
This is a messenger RNA of Callorhinchus milii (elephant shark), 6742 nucleotides long. RefSeq names its product forkhead box N3 (gene foxn3). Gene Ontology annotation, biological process: regulation of DNA-templated transcription. Gene Ontology annotation, molecular function: DNA-binding transcription factor activity; cis-regulatory region sequence-specific DNA binding. The record is from RefSeq and is a predicted model, not a curated record. Gene Ontology annotation, cellular component: nucleus. Bases 551 to 2122 code for a protein of 523 amino acids. NCBI's taxonomy places the organism in Eukaryota, Metazoa, Chordata, Chondrichthyes, Chimaeriformes, Callorhinchidae. The transcript has 10 exons.